AUGGCUCUGUGGAGGAGAUAGUGCUCCCAUCUAGCGUUCUUCGUAGGAAUGACAUAGAAUCCAGAAACAAACAUUUGUGUAGGUAAGCCUCGGGGCAUGUUGGGAAUUGAAGUCGUGGAAAGAGAGAAAGUUUACUUCCUCGUUGUAGUUGACAGGAAGAAAGAAGAGGCACGUCACGCCAGUGAAAAGUUUCUUCCUUGCUUUGAUUUGGCAUCAUAUGAAAAUAUAUUCGUCAGAUAAAGAUGUCCCUGCAUGAUUUGUCCAAAUCAGGAUCGAGGCCCAUCACAGCAGUGGCCUGGGCCUCCAACAGCAGCAACUGCCCUGGGCCCUUCCACACGAUCACCAUGACGGAGGAUGGGGCCAGUGGCUGCUUCAACAAAGGCUUCGGCAGGUCAGGGUACUUCCUGUGCUACAGCAAGGACCAGACUGGUGGCAUGGUUGUGUCCGACAUCCGGGUGAUUACCGACAGAGAGGCCAUUCCUCACGGAUACUGUUACAUCCCAGAGUUCAUGGAACCAAGGGCCUCAGUGUUGAAGAAAAAGCGUGUGUGUGCGCAGAUGGUUCCGGUGGACAGCGUCACCACUGCAGUGCUGGACAUCCGGUUGACGGCAAAGAGCAAAGGGAUGGUGCAGCAUUACACCUGCCUCGGGGAUGUGCACGGCUUCGUGGUGUGGUGCAGGAAGGGUGCGUUCUCGGGGCCCACCCCCCAGGCCAAGCCACGCAGCGUCAGUCUGGACCUGCGGAAGCUCUCCCUGGAGGGGACCGCCCCUCCACAGCCACUACGGCCCUGCAACCCCCCUGCAGCGCCACCACGCCUCAGCGGCCGGCGCAGCAAGCUGGAGGAGAACAGUGUCGGAGAAAGUGACAGCAGCAACAACAUCUACGGCAUCACAGCCAUCGAUGGAGUUCCUUUUGCUCUGCAUCCAAGAUUUGAGGCCCAGUCCAACGGCAAGGUGCCGACGAACUCCUUAAAUAACAUGCGUAUCAAGUCUAUCCAAGACAUUGAGAAUGAGUACAACUACACAUUCUCUGUGGAGGAGCAGGCUGCCAAGCGCCUCACCCCCUCAGCUGCGGCCUCCUCAUAGAGACGCUUCCGUCGCUGCCGCUACACCCCCCCCCCCCCCCCCCCUUGGAGGAUCCGUCCUCACGCCUUCACCUGCCAAUGGCCCAAUGGCUUCAUAUCUCUCUGUCUUUCUUUCUCUCUCUCUCUCUCUCUCACUCACUCACUCACU
Alosa sapidissima (American shad) is the source of this 1232-nucleotide messenger RNA. RefSeq names its product multivesicular body subunit 12A (gene mvb12a). The transcript is spliced from 10 exons. Gene Ontology annotation, biological process: viral budding; regulation of epidermal growth factor receptor signaling pathway; endosome to lysosome transport via multivesicular body sorting pathway. The record is from RefSeq and is a predicted model, not a curated record. The coding region runs from base 243 to 1085 and encodes 280 amino acids. Lineage: Eukaryota; Metazoa; Chordata; Actinopteri; Clupeiformes; Clupeidae. Gene Ontology annotation, cellular component: cytosol; ESCRT I complex.